Messenger RNA from Schistocerca nitens (vagrant locust), 4118 nucleotides. It is a transcript of the gene CenG1A, whose product is annotated as centaurin-gamma-1A. The transcript is spliced from 16 exons. Lineage: Eukaryota; Metazoa; Arthropoda; Insecta; Orthoptera; Acrididae. The record is from RefSeq and is a predicted model, not a curated record. Bases 253 to 2739 code for a protein of 828 amino acids. Gene Ontology annotation, cellular component: nucleus. Gene Ontology annotation, molecular function: GTPase activity; GTP binding; protein binding.
ACGCCGCUGUUGGCGAAACCGACGACGCCCGCCGAGGCCUUCCUGCGGAGCAUCCGGAGGCGGUCGCUGCGCGUGCGGCGAUCCAAGUCGCUGGUCAUCGACCACGCCAGCGAGAAGCGCAAGUCCGACUCGUUCGUGAACAGCCAGGAGUGGACGCUGAGCCGCGCUGUGCCCGACCUGCGGCUGGGCAUCGUGGGCAGCCUGGCGUCGGGCAAGUCGGCGCUGGUGCACCGCUACCUCACCGGCUCCUACAUGCAGGAGGAGUCGCCCGAGGGCGGCCGCUUCAAGAAGGAGGUGCUCUGCGACGGCGGCUCCUACCUGCUGCUCAUCCGCGACGAGGGCGGCCCGCCAGAGAUGCAGUUCAGCGCGUGGGUGGACGCCGUCAUCUUCGUGUUCAGCCUGGAGAACGAGGCCAGCUUCAACGCCAUCUACACCUACUACACCAAGAUGGCGCACUUCCGCAACUCGGCCGACAUCCCGCUCAUCCUGGUCGGCACCCAAGACGCCAUCAGCGAGAGCAACCCGCGCGUCAUCGACGACGCGCGCGCGCGGAAGCUGGCGGCCGACCUGAAGCGCUGCUCCUACUACGAGACGUGCGCCACCUACGGCCUCAACGUGGAGCGCGUCUUCCAGGACGCGUGCCAGAAGAUCGUGGCGCAGCGCCUGGCGGCGUCGGUGCCCGCCCCCGCGCCCGCGCCGCCCCCGGCCGUCCCCGGAGGCGGCUCCCGGCCCCCGACGCCCAGCGGCGCGCCGCACUUCGCCGUCCCGCAGGCUCCGGCGCCGACGGCGCAGAGGCCGUCUUCGCAGCACCAGCUGCAGCAGCAGCAGGCGUCGCCCACCAACAACGGCAGCAGCUGCACGCUGCUGGGGGGCAGCCAGCCCAGCCUGGUGGCCGCCUCCGCCGCCGCCGCCGCCUCCGCCUCCGCCUCCCCCAACCACGCCAGCACCCUCACCCACAAGGUAGGCCGCCUCGGCCGCGCCGCACCGCCACGCGCCUGGGCCACAGGCUGGACGGCUGGACAGUGCGCCGACUCGCUGCUUCUUCCGCAGGAGGCGGCGAGCGUGGCGGGCACGCUGCGGCAGGUGCACACCCUGUCGUCGGCCGGCAAGCACCGCGCCUCCGCCCCCGCCUCGCAGCAGCCGGCGCAGCAGGACUCGAACCGGCAGCUGGAGGCCGCGCCGCACGACAACAACAACGUGAAGGCGCUGGACAACCUGCAGCCGCCCGCGCAGGGCCGCGACAAGGACCUGCCCACGCCCUCCUCCACCCCCACCACCUCCAGGAAAAGCCGCAGGCGGUCGAACCUGUUCACUCCCUCCAAGAAGGGCGAGGACAAGCUGAAGAACGGCACGGAGCUGGGCAGUGGGCGCGCCAUCCCACUGAAGCAGGGCUACCUGUACAAGCGCUCCAGCAAGGCGCUCAACAAGGAGUGGAAGAAGAAGUACGUGACUCUCUGCGACGACGGCCGCCUCACCUACCACCCCAGCCUGCACGACUACAUGGAUGACGUGCACGGCAAGGAGAUCUCGCUGCAGUACGUGACGGUGAAGGUCCCCGGGCAGAAGCCGCGCGGCUCCAAGUCCAUCGUCUCGGCCGCUGCCGGCGCCAACAACGGCAUCAACGAGAGCCUCAGCUCGCUCACCAUCACCAGUUUCCAAGGCAAGGAGAGGCGGACUGCGGACAAAGUGCUGCUGACUGCCUUCGAGCUACGCAGUGACCCCAGCAGCCGGCUCAUCCAGUCGACCACCAAUGAAGAUGCUGUGAUUCUGUCGAAUAAUGCCAUUUCCCAGUCACUCCUAAAUGGCACCGACAUGAAAAUAGAAACACCAAAUGUAAAGAAGAGGCACCGAAGAAUGAAAAGCAGUGGGAUGAAGAACACGGAAUGUGAUGACUCUGACGGCUACGAAUUCUUCAUUGUCUCCCUGGACAACAAACAGUGGCAUUUUGAAGCCAGCAACUCAGAGGAAAGGGAUGAGUGGGUUAUGGCCAUUGAGCAGCAGAUCCUCAACUCAUUGCAAGCCAACGAGAGCCUCAAGACGAAAUUGUACGGCGCGGACGCAGCAUCGCUGGAGGCGAUCAGGACGAGGGUUCCCGGCAACUCGCACUGCGUGGACUGCGAUUACCCCAACCCAGACUGGGCCAGUGUCAACCUGGGGGUUCUGAUGUGCAUCGAGUGCUCCGGUGUGCAUCGCAACUUGGGUUCCCACAUCUCGAGAGUGCGGUCGCUGCAUCUUGACGAGUGGACGCCGGGCCAGCUGAGCGUGAUGCUGGCGAUGGGGAACGCGACGGCCAACAGCCUGUGGGAGGCGUCGCUGCACCCGGGCCGUGCCAAGCCGACGCCCAACUCGAGCCGCGAGGAGAAGGAGCGCUGGAUCCGCUCCAAGUACGAGCACAAGGAGUUCCUGGCGGCAGCGCCGGCGGGCGCGCCGCUGGCGCAACAGCUGGUGGAUGCCGUCUGCAGGAGCGACAUAAAGACGCUGGCGCUGCUGCUGGCGCACGCGACGCCGGACCAGGUGAACGCGACAGUGAGCGCGCGGGACCUACGCACGCCGCUGCACCUCGCCUGUGCCACCAGAAACCUCGCCGUCGCGCAGCUCCUCGUCUGGAACAACGCAAACGUCCGUGCCGUCGACCACGAGGGCAGGACGUGCCUCGCGUACGCCGCGGGCAGCGAAGAUAUCGAGCUGGUAGAACUGCUGGCGAGCUGCGCGUGGCAGGCCCCGGGCGGCGGCACGUAGCGGAGGGCGGCGCCCGACGUGACGGGCUGAAGCCGGCAGGCCGGAGGCGGGGGGCGGGGCUCGGGGCGGUCCCUGCGAAUCUCAGCUGGUCGGCGCCACAGCCACCUUCUCUCUCUCUCUCUCUCUCUCUCUCUCUCUCUCUCUCUCUUCCUAUGAGUUGUCAAUACUCAUGUGAGAAUUUUGUAUAUCAUUUCACUACCUCCUGUACUGGCCAGAAUUGCCUUUUUUGGUCUCUUCUGCUACGACCUGAAGCUUCACCUUUUGUAUGAUAUUUAAUCAUUUCCUACACACACCUCAGGUUCUUCCUCCUUUGCACUACGUGUCCGUUGCGAGAGCGUGUUUCUCGACUGCACUUUCUCAUUUUCUGGGAAUUAAUCUGGGCAUUUACUUGAAAAACUGAGUGUUUUAAGUAUACAGAAACACUGUGUAUUUACUGGAGAAUUAAACAUUGUCUCGAUCACUUAUUAUUAGUGAUAAACCACGUACGAAAUGACAUCUUCCCGAAAGGGAGUUUUAUAACUACAGUGGAAAUUCCUGUGUGGAAUAAUACAUGAAAUACAGGAAAGGUAACUUCUCUCCCAUAACUGAGUGAUGUGUCGUGCACAGAAAUACACGACAAGAAACUGUAUUUACGAUAGCUUUUGAGCUCUCGCUCUUUCUCUAGUAAAUGUACACUCACUCACACACACAACCACCCAGACACUCAAAUGCACACAAAGUUAAGGCCGUAGGAGUGUCUAUUCUCAGGUGACCUGUAUGAGAAUGUAGGUGAUACUAAAAGCUAACAAACGUUAGACACUGAAAUGUCAGACCCGACAGCCCCCGCCUUACCCUAAGAGUGGCACUCUUCGUCCCCUAGUGGCUCUGUCAGAUGUGUAUGCCUGUGCCAGAGGCAUACUUGUUUACUUUUAACAUUGUGACAAUACUAGUACACUCAGUCUGAAGAUGGGAACUCGUUUAUCGAAAGUGCACCAUUUAAAUGCGAUUCGUCGCUAAUUUGCGUGAUUUUGCCAGAGUUUAAUGUCCGGUGUUGGUGACGACUGUGACCUUGUCUGCAGCUGUAAUGGAAAAAAUCUGCACUGUGCAUUUAUUGUCUGUGAACGUCCACACAGAAUCCGUACCGCAAGCGCGAGCGAUUUGCUGAACCGUCUGCGUAUUGACAAUCUGUUUUAUAGUGUAAAGUUCUUAGUUCUGCACCUUUGAGACUGAUAGUGAAUUUUUUGUACCAACUGAAUUUCCAUUGUAUUUUGUAUGCCAGUUUGUCUUUUCACAGUUUACAGAUUUUUCAGUGCCACAAUUAUUCUGCCAAAAGUAUUCAUCCAGUUACCUGCAGAGAAAAAGAAAACUGUACGUGUAUUAUUAAACUCUCUUGCAUCACA